ACGCACACGCCCACCGCCAUCGUCCUGGGAUGGGACAGCCGGGAUGCCGAUUGGUCACUUACCUCCCUUCUUUUUUCUCUUUCGCUCGUCGCCUGGACCCAUCCGGUUCCCUCCACACUGACUCCGAGACAUCUCUCCAAGCCACCCUCCCGCAGACUGUCUCGAGAAUGGACGGGUCUCACCAUCUGCUCAUCCUCAUCCUGGUCUUCAUCUCCCUGGUGCUAGUCAGUCCGGGGGAGCCAAAGGAACGUGGCAAGGGGGCGAAGGGUAAGAGGAAGGGGGCUUCCAGGCCCAAGGCCCUGUCCCCCGAAGCUCACAGACCAUCGCUCGACCUGGUCCAGAGGGUGAACCUGUCAGGGGAGAGGGCAUACGCCCUGGUGGAAGACUACGAGAGGAGCAUUCAGGAGAUGGUGACGCAGCUGAGGAACAGCUCCGAGCUCGCCAGGAGCAAAUGUGAAGUCAACUUGCAACUGUGGCUGUCCAACAAGCGGAGCCUGUCCCCUUGGGCCUACAGCAUAAACCACGACUCCGGGCGCAUCCCCGCCGACCUUCCCGAGGCCCGCUGCCUGUGCCACGGCUGCAUCAACCCCUUCACCCGGCAGGAAGACCGCACCAUGGUGAGCGUCCCCAUCUACAGCAAGAUUCCCGUCCGGCGUCGGCUCUGCCAGGUCCCCCGGGGGGCGGGGGCGGCCCCGACACAGGCCCAGGCCCAGCGGAAGCGGCCCCGCCACUGCCGCAGGGAACUCCAGACCGUCAUGGAGACCAUCGCCGUGGGCUGCACCUGCAUCUUCUGAGAGGACCCCGAGCCGCCGUCCGCCCCCCUACCCCACCCCACACCCCCGUCCGUCCGCUCCGCUGAGACCCCCUGGCUGCGAUGGAGGCGGGCUGGCCUGGGAGAGGGCCAGGCUCGGGGCUGGACGGAAGCGGGGGAACGGUCGCUCUCGGCAUCAGCCCGACGGGGGAUAUACCGUGGGAGCGGCCAGGGGCUUAGUGGCCCGAACUCCUCUCCAACAGGCCGCACGCAAGUCCCUCGGGGUGGACACUUAGAUCGGGAGGGUGAGGGUGUCCGCUUGUCCCUGCUCCUCAGACCCUCUCCCCGCUAGAGACCCCGGAGAGGCCUGGGAGCACCAAGGGCUCAUUUGUGGCUUGAGUUUGGAUCCCUUGUAGGGCAGGUUUAGGAUUCCAUACAGUCCAGCAGCACCUAAAGUUUAUCCCCAAACCCAGACAAGCCCACCGAGCUCCCCCGUCCUGGGAAUGGUUUGGCUAGCCCUCCGGGCCCCCCGAGAAGCAGAGAAGCUGCUCAUUUCCCCCAUCCAGGCUGGCGAAAUUGGGGUAGGCCGGUGGCAGGUCUGGGGAGAUACCAGGGCCGAGGGGGAGCCGGUGGGGAGGGCCCAGCUGCGUGUCUUGCCAUCUCCUCACGGAGCCGGACUGAACAGCAGCCGCAAGGGAGGGCCCUCAUGACCGGUUUGGGGACGGAGCGGGGCUCGGGAAGAUCCCGCGGCGGCAGCCGCUGGCAGGGGAGAGGGAAGUACUCACAGGCCUCCAGAAGAGAGAGAAGACUGCACCUUGUUGGGAGGGAAAUCCGGGAGAAAGGGAAGGGAGAGACUGAGAAGCCUGGAAAAAUGAGGCCCCCGGGUUCAGUCACUGUCCUUCAUCCUGGCCAAGCCACCUGUGAGAGCCACAAACGUGCUGAGGACAAGCAGCCCGGCACCCUCCCCUUUCUGAGCUGGGAGGCUGCUUUGGCCAAUAAAAAAACCCAGGAACCCAGGGUCACUGGGGCCAUAAUUAAGAAUCAAGGAAGAGGGUCCAACACGCACAGGCAGACACUGGAGGCCCGUCUCGUGGCCCCUAAAGCUGAUUCCUCAGGGCAAGACCCCGGGGCGGAGUGAUGGCUCCCGCCCACGGGCUGCUGGGGAAAAAACUCCUUCAUUUCAGUGUCUGCUGCUGUUGGGCGGGCCAGUUUGCAGAGCCCUUGGCGGGUAGCAUUGGCAGCCGGCAGGAGGUAUCCGCUCGCUGGCUUUAGCCUCGCCCCGCAGAGGGGUUGGCGGGCGACCGAGGAGUUGGCAGAUGAAACCCCGAGGGGCCAGGGCUUCUUCAAGGCUCCGCUCGGGCAUCUCCCAGAAUACUCCCCUCCGUGGGAAAGGCCGCCGGAGCCCGCGGGGUCCCAGGUAGGGUCGACGUCAUCACCGCCUCAGACCCCAUCACAACAGCAGCAAAGAGCCCCUGGGCCCCAACUUCUCCCCAUAAGCCUCCCCUAACUAAAUGCCCCAGAGGCGACAGUCCCCACACACGUCCAAGCUCGGGCCUACCCCGGCCCACGUCCUAAUCAUUCAGCACCCAGAACCCACCUCCCCUAGCUAAAUAAUAUUAGGCCCCAGUAUUUUUUCGGAUUGUUCUCUGGCCAAGGCCAGAGCCUCCCAAGCUCUGACUCCCUCUCCCGAAACUCCAAACUCCGGCACAAGGCUGAAAUUUAGGCAGCCGGACAUCCUUCUCCUUCCCUUAACUAAGCCUCAGCUGCAGGCUAGACCACGCAGGGCCCAGGGCCACCAUCCCCUCCCCUUGCCUGUGGACUCACCUGAUACAUCAGCGGGAGCCGAUCCCCACUCG
Messenger RNA from Ornithorhynchus anatinus (platypus), 2607 nucleotides. It is a transcript of the gene IL17B, whose product is annotated as interleukin 17B. Gene Ontology annotation, cellular component: extracellular region. The transcript has 3 exons. Gene Ontology annotation, molecular function: cytokine activity. NCBI's taxonomy places the organism in Eukaryota, Metazoa, Chordata, Mammalia, Monotremata, Ornithorhynchidae. The record is from RefSeq and is a predicted model, not a curated record. The coding region runs from base 30 to 794 and encodes 254 amino acids.